CGUCGGUCGCUAAAACCCUCCCUCUCUCUCGCGCUCGCGCCCUCUGUCGCGAUUGCUUCGGCGGGUUGGGAAUUAGGGUUAGGGUUUUCGGUGGCCGUUGAGACAUUGGGAGAGCGGUGAAGAUGGUGGCGGACAAGGCGAAGAAGACGAAGGUGGAGGAUGAGGCUCCCGAUCACAUCGACGGCGAGCUUGUGCUAUCCAUUGAGAAGCUUCAGGAGAUCCAAGACGAGAUCGAGACGGUGAAUGAGGAGGCAAGUGAGAAGGUCUUGGAGGUGGAACAGAAAUAUAAUGAGAUACGCAGACCUAUCUACAAGAGGCGGACUGAGACUAUUCAAUCUAUUCCAGAUUUCUGGUUAACCGCGUUUCUGAGCCAUCCAGUUCUUGGUGAUCUUCUAAACGAGGAAGACCAAAAGAUCUUCAAAUACUUGGUGUCCUUAGAUGUGGAAGACUCUAAAGAUGUUAAAUCAGGCUACUCCAUUACCUUUAACUUCUCCCCAAAUCCAUAUUUUGAAGAUACAUGCUUGACAAAGACAUAUUCGUUCUUCGACGAAGGAACAACUAACAUAACUGGCACCACGAUUAAGUGGAAGGAGGGAAUGAAUGUUGCAAAUGGUGUUGUUCAUAAAAAGGAAGGGGGUAAGAGACCUUUACUUGAAGAAAGUUUCUUUGCCUGGUUCAGUGAGGCUCAACAGAAAAAUCUCUCAGAAGGGCUCUCUGAUGAGAUGGCUGAGAUAAUAAAGGAAGACUUUUGGCCCAAUCCUUUGAAGUACUUUAACAAUGAAGCUGAUGAGGAAGAUUUUGGUGGAGACGAAUAUGAUGAUGAGAAGGGAACCGACCUUGACGGCGAGGAUGAAUCGGGAGGUGAUGAAGAUGGCGAAGGGGAUGACAGCUAAAUUAAUCACCUGGGUUUGCUUACAAAUGGUUGCAGUAGGAUCAGUGCAUCUUGUGUCUGGACAUCCUCUUCGGCAGGCUACUGACUGUGGAUGUAUUUGAUCAUCCAUAUCCAUGCUACCAACUAGGAGUGGCCGCAGAUUUUAAUUGAUUGAUAUAUAUAGAAAGAGGAGAUAGCAUGUGUCCCCUUUUUUUCCUUCCUUUUUUCCCUCCCUUUUAUAGAGAGCAGUUUGGUAAUUUCCAAGGUAUUUGUGAUGUGCUACUCUUGUUCUUAUCAGGGUAAUCAAUCUAUCAAUAUUUCUUUGUAAGUGGGGAAUAAUUAAGUCCUUUAUAAGGUAGUAGAUUGCCCUUGAUCAGAAUAUUACCAUGCCAGAGGUAUUAUUUCCAUACUUUUAUUUUUUU
Musa acuminata subsp. malaccensis (wild Malaysian banana) is the source of this 1293-nucleotide messenger RNA. Its product is annotated as NAP1-related protein 2. NCBI's taxonomy places the organism in Eukaryota, Viridiplantae, Streptophyta, Magnoliopsida, Zingiberales, Musaceae. Gene Ontology annotation, biological process: nucleosome assembly. Gene Ontology annotation, cellular component: nucleus; chromatin. Gene Ontology annotation, molecular function: histone binding; chromatin binding. The record is from RefSeq and is a predicted model, not a curated record.